AUGACUCCAUACUCACAUUCCAUAGUAUGCUCUUUUUUGAUCCAUAUCAACCUUCUUUUGACAUUGUUUACUGAACAAUUUGUGCUCAAGCAUGCGCGUAAUACACUUGUACGAGUCUUGUUUUUCCCUUUGAUGUAUGCAGGUAUAUGGCAGCUUAUCUAUCGCUUUGGAGGUUUGGGUGAUUUCCCUUCUUGGACAACUCAUGUUGUUAUCUGGGCUGAUUUUGCUCAAAUUGCUUCAUGGGGAGGUCGAUCCUUGAUUGAUUUUGUAGUUGCCUUAUUUGGUGCAUGCUUACUUGAACUCUUGCCUUCCAAGAAAACCAUUCGCGAAGAAGUCGAUGAGUUUGCAGGCGAAGAAGAAGAAUUGCCUGAAAGAGUAUUGCAUCCUUGGAAAGCCUUCUUGAUUCAUCCCAUGACAUUGUUCUGUGUCUUGUUAGCCAUUUUACUUUCUUAUGGAGGUGCUCGAGUCAAUAUUCAUGCCAAGUCUUUCUAUCAAGUAGGAUAUCCUGACUAUAUUCCUCAAAAGCAGCCUGUGGGCUGUGUUAUUGGUUCUGAAGAGCUUGAAUUGCAACUACAGCAUGAUAUUUGGUUUAAUAUGACAGAGUCUUUGAUUGAGUCAGGAGCUAAGUUAGUUUUAUGGUCAGAGCUGACAGCAGCUGUCAAGAAUGAAAAAGAAGAGGAUGCUCUUAUCGAAAGAGCAAGGAAAGUUGCAAGAGAACGCCAAGUCUAUUUGGGCAUUACUUAUGCACUUGGGGAUCCUACCACAGCGAAUAAACUUGUCUUUAUCACAAAAACAGGGGAUAUUGGUAUCAACUACAACAAAGCUCAUCCAGUGCCUUCUGUGGAACCUCAAUCUGCUGGUCCUGAGGAACUUCAAUAUGUUGAUACAGAAGAUUUUGGUAGAGUUGGUGGUGCUAUCUGUUUUGAUUUCAGUUUCCCUCACUUUAUUCAGCAAGCAAGCAAGCAGAAAGUAGAUCUGGUGUUACAACCAAGACCAUUUGGCACUUAUCAUGAAAAUGGCAAUGUACUGCGCACAGUCGAGAAUGGGUUUACUCGACUUCGUUGCUCUUCUCAAAGUAUCUCAGGUGUCACUGAACCUACUUUGAACAGUGUCUUUACUCAAAGAGUGGCUUCCCUCAACAGAGAGAAAUACAUUUUCUAUUUGCCACUACAGAAGCAUGUUAAGACAUUGUAUCGUUAUAUUGGUGAUGCUUUUGGCUAUAUCUGCUUGAUUAUCAGUGUAUCUACUGUAGCCAUGACCUUUAGGAAAAUACAAAGAGAGCGUCAAGUAUCACUUGAUUAA
Gilbertella persicaria is the source of this 1302-nucleotide messenger RNA. RefSeq names its product carbon-nitrogen hydrolase. The record is from RefSeq and is a predicted model, not a curated record. Gene Ontology annotation, cellular component: membrane. Lineage: Eukaryota; Fungi; Mucoromycota; Mucoromycetes; Mucorales; Choanephoraceae. Gene Ontology annotation, biological process: lipoprotein biosynthetic process. Bases 1 to 1302 code for a protein of 433 amino acids. The transcript is spliced from 4 exons.